This is a messenger RNA of Colletotrichum costaricense, 213 nucleotides long. RefSeq lists its product as uncharacterized. NCBI's taxonomy places the organism in Eukaryota, Fungi, Ascomycota, Sordariomycetes, Glomerellales, Glomerellaceae. The coding region runs from base 1 to 213 and encodes 70 amino acids. The transcript is spliced from 2 exons. The record is from RefSeq and is a predicted model, not a curated record.
AUGAUCUUUACCGCGGACCCUUACCGCGUUCUUGAUCAUGUGAGUCUGCAACUUACUACACAAAGUGACCUAGCUGGUUCGCAUUUGAGUUCUCGCCGAGGGUGGACGCAGCCCGAGGAUGGGGCCGCCGUCCACCCUCGAUCGCCGCCGUCUGGAGAAGGUCUGUCUUGGUCUGUCACAUUUCCCCGGUCCGAUGGACCUGUCGGCUCGUAG